AUGGGUGGACCCAACCUUGAAGUGUUUAAAUUUGGCAUGUACAUCAUGUUCCCCAUCGGCAUUAUGUACUACUUUGGCACCAACUUGGACUCACGCUUCGCUGUCCCGGACUUCUGGCCAAAGGAGGGUCAGACGCAUACCAUCCCCUUUGAGAAGGAAGACAUACAAGCAGAACUCGAACGGUUAAAGCAGAGGAGAUUAGCUGCACGAGCAAAGAGG
Molecule: messenger RNA, 219 nt
Organism: Baudoinia panamericana UAMH 10762
Lineage: Eukaryota; Fungi; Ascomycota; Dothideomycetes; Mycosphaerellales; Teratosphaeriaceae
Exons: 2
Biological process (GO): mitochondrial respiratory chain complex IV assembly
Cellular component (GO): mitochondrial inner membrane; mitochondrion
Source: RefSeq, a predicted model, not a curated record